Messenger RNA from Spodoptera frugiperda (fall armyworm), 3659 nucleotides. It is a transcript of the gene Nost, whose product is annotated as nostrin. The transcript is spliced from 14 exons. The coding region runs from base 321 to 2297 and encodes 658 amino acids. Gene Ontology annotation, molecular function: protein binding. Gene Ontology annotation, cellular component: plasma membrane; cytoplasm. Lineage: Eukaryota; Metazoa; Arthropoda; Insecta; Lepidoptera; Noctuidae. The record is from RefSeq and is a predicted model, not a curated record.
GGACACGCUCACUCAGUCGCACCUCCACGCCGGCGAAUGACGGUCGUGUUUCGCUCGCAGUCCCGCGCGUCAUACGUACUCGAUACUUCAUUAGUUUUCCCCUCGAGAAAACCAAGUGAAAUAAAACUAUUUGCCCGCGUCAGUGGACGCAGUGAGUGGAUUUGUCGCUAGUGAUUGUUGACAUCUGCAUCUACACACGGACGUUCAGUGCUAUAGGCCGCGAGAGCAGGGAGGCCAGGGAGGCCAGGGAGUCGAGCUCCAGCAGUAGAGCGGCGAGCAGCAGUGAUGCUACUCCUCAAGACGAAGAAGCCGAGGGUAACAUGAACCGGGAGAACGUCUCGAACAAGAUCGCCGCCGGCAUGGACCGGUGGCAGAACACACUCGAGGACAUGAUCAACCUGAGGUCUUCUAACAACACCGUCUUUAAGGACUACUAUUGGGCUCAAAAUGGUUUCGAUGAGCUCCGUCGCUACGUAAAGCAAGGAAGCGACUUCAGCAAAGAACUAUCUUCCAUAUUGCAAGAGAGAAUUGAAGCAGAAAUAUACUACGCAAAAUGCCUGGCCAAACUUGGGACGAAGCUGACGAAGGCUUGCAAAGAGAGCGUCGGCUCGUGCGCCGAGGCAUGGAAACAUGUGGCACUCGAGAUGGAGAAACGGUCGGAAAUUCACAGAAAUUACUCAAGUGCUUUAUCCGACGAGCUAGUGAAACCAAUGAAACAUGUAAUCGACAAUCAAUUGAAGCUUAGGAAGAAGAUCGAAGGUAACGUUGACAAGACUACGCGAUCUCUCGGAGAUUGGAGAACAGCGGAGGCAAAGUCUAAGAAGCAUUCCCACACGGCGGCGCGGGAGAACGAGAAGUUACAGGACGCCUCGUUGGAGAUUAGCCGUCUGUCGCGUAGUUCGAGCGUGGGACACAUACCACAUGCGCACUCUAUCCUGAGCGCGGCGCGGGCAGAGCGGCUGCCAAAUGCGACGAGUGAAAAGGACGCAGCUAAGCUUCAGGUCAAGAAAAGGAAGACGGAAGAUGCUGUGAAAAAAACUGAAGUUGAAUAUUAUAAUGUGUGCGUGCACGCAGAACGAGCGAGGUUGGAAUGGGAGUCAAGCGUAGUGAAGGGGGCUGGCAUGCUGGAGUCUCUUGAAGAAGAGAGACUAGCCCAGCUCAAGACAGCUGCUGACUGCUACCUCAGGCUGACAUCCGCCGUGCCUGCACAAUUAGCGGAGGCCACAAAUAUUUUGGUGAAUCCGAUAAAGAACGCGAACGCCAACACUGACAUGCGAGUGGUUCGAGGAGUGCGUUCAGCACAGACUGGACCUAGCGAACAACUGCUCCCAGACUUCUACUGCGAACAUACCACGCUUGCUAUGAACAGGGAACGACGUAAGCAGGCGCUGCUAAAGAUCCUACAGUUAGUAAAACAAGACAUUGACAGGGAAAGGAAAUCCAAGCAGGGUCUUGAGAAACUGUCGAUGGCUAUCAAGCAGACACCCACUUUCGGAAAUGACGAUUCACAACAAAACGUAGCUGACAAACUGUAUCAUAUGAGAAGUAUGCUGACAUAUUUGGAAGCAGUAAGGUAUAAGAUAACUGCUAGUCUCAACGAGUUGGACAACAGGCCGCCCGUGCAGCACCCGCUGGCAGCGCACAUACAGAUCAUAAGGGACAAACAAGGGCUGCAACAAAGUAUACUAAAAGUACCACCGUGGCUUCAAGCUGACUACCAAAAUGAGGUGAACAAAAAUCUGACACCAAAUUACACGGCGUUGACAAAGAGUGUAAAUGGUGGAGAAGAGAGGGAACGGAGAGACUCCAUCAUGAGCAGAGCCUCAAGCAAGUUGAGGAUAGAACACCUCUCGUUUAGGAGGAAUACUGACAACAAGAGUGCACCAGUCACACCAGUUGUCGACAUCCCUCCGCCCCCGCUUCAAAAACAGACUGUAGAAACACCAAACCCACCUGAAAGUCCACUGGAUUGGAGCGAGCGUGGUGCUGGUGACGGACUGUCCAACCAACAAGAUAGUGACUUUGACGAGUUUUCAUCGCAGAGUGACAGCUCGACGGAUUUGACUGACAUUAUGAAGAACGAGAAUGGAGACACGGUGCCACCGACGCCAUCGUUGGGCAAAUGCCGAGCGCUGUAUACUUACGAAGCCAGACUUAACGACGAACUUAAUUUGACUCCAGGAGACAUAAUAAAUAUUCACGAAAAACAAGAUGAUGGGUGGUGGAGCGGAGACCUGAACGGCAUCUAUGGAAUUUUCCCAUCAUCCUAUGUGGAAGAAAUUACCACAUGCAUAUAAUAUUGAUGAUUCUUAUACCAAAACUGAUUAACAGGAUCACAUUAUACCAAAAUGGGUGAAAAAUAAAUAAGGCAGAACAAUGUUUUCUCGUGUUUGUGACAUUAAAAAAGUAUUGUAUUUAACCACUUUCCCGCCAUUCUAGCAAACCUCAAAUCAUACUUUUUUAUAAUCUGUGCCGUAGAUUUUGAUUGUAUAAAAAAGUGUUGAUUGUAAUAAAACAAGUGAACUUUCUGGUGGUUGAUACCGCGUUGUGCAAUUAUUAUUGUAUUUCAUGAAAAUUGUGAAGUUAUUGUUUACCCAUUAAAUGUGAUUACCGAUAAAUAAUAAAUUUUCAAAAGCCGAUUUUUCAAUCAACAGAUAACUUUUAUUCAUGGAAUAAAGCUGACGUUUGACAAUUUUUGUAUGGAAAAAUUUACAAAAAGUCUAAAUUACUCCUACGAUAAAGUUAUCUGGGCUUUGGGAAAUCGGCCCUCAAUUAAAAUGAAGUUAAAAUAAAAUAUAUCUGUGCAAUUUUCAUUUUAGUAGUGAUGAUGUAAGAAUAAAUGAACGGAGAUAAUAGGUACGAAUAAUUAAAAUAAAAGAUGAUUUAACAAAAUUGUAAAUAAGACUAUGUAUCAAAGAUAUUACCUAUAUUUAUAGCUAAAUUUUGUAAGAGGAAGUCGCGCAAACCAAUUGUUAUUAUUACUGAAUUUAAUUGGAUAAGUGUCUUGUAUAAAUGAUAUUGAUAAAGAGUUGAUUCUAGUGAUGAUAUUAUUACAUAAAAAAUAUUUUUGUUUGGGAACAUUCAUCGAUGUGUUUACUUUUCUUUUGUUUUCUUUUUUGUAUAGUGGGUCACCGUUUGGCCGCUAUCUCGCCUGUAGAAUAUGUACCUACACAGUGGUACGACAUAGUGAAAGCUAUAACAUUAACGUGAUUUUUCUGGGUAUUUAUUGGGAAGAUUAUGAGUUUGGGUAUUUUUUUGGGCUGUCGCCUCAGAUGCACGCAGGGCGCGCGCACACACACACCACAUGCGUGCGCCCACACACGUGGUUUACCGCACUUAAUUUGUGCGCCUCUUUAUCGUAGUUUUACCAUAAAAAGGUUUGUAAUUUGUAACGAUUACGUGGAAGUAAAGGGCACUGUAUUUAUGAACGUUACACAAUAUUUAUUCAUACCCUAUACAAGACACCAUAGAAAAUUUAUAUAAAUAAGUAUUAUAAUAAUAAAUGUAAAGAGUUUGAGUUAAAUGUAUUAUAAGUUUACGUACUGUACCUAGUUUGUAAGUUAAUGUAACAUUGUAACUGAACAUGUAAAUUAUACGACAUAUUAUAAAAUUAAACCAAAGUGUUGUUAUAUAAAUAAAUAAAUUGUUUAAGAAUACAA